Messenger RNA from Caenorhabditis briggsae, 882 nucleotides. RefSeq names its product Protein CBR-UNC-60 (gene Cbr-unc-60). The record is from RefSeq and is a predicted model, not a curated record. The transcript has 8 exons. Gene Ontology annotation, cellular component: actin cortical patch; cytoplasm; actin cytoskeleton. Gene Ontology annotation, molecular function: actin filament binding. Lineage: Eukaryota; Metazoa; Nematoda; Chromadorea; Rhabditida; Rhabditidae. Gene Ontology annotation, biological process: actin filament severing; actin filament fragmentation; cell motility. Bases 1 to 882 code for a protein of 293 amino acids.
AUGAGUUCCGGAGUUAUGGUCGAUCCAGACGUGCAGACGUCCUUCCAGAAGCUUUCCGAGGGAAGAAAGGAGUACCGCUACAUCAUCUUCAAGAUCGAGGAUAACAAGGUGAUCGUCGAGUCCGCUGUAACUCAGGAUCAGCUCGAACUCACCGGAGACGACUACGACGACUCUUCGAAGGCUGCUUUCGAGAAGUUCGCUGCUGAUAUCAAGAGCCGUACCAACGGUCUCACUGACUGCCGCUACGCCGUCUUCGACUUCAAGUUCACUUGCUCUCGUGUGGGAGCUGGAACUUCCAAGAUGGACAAAAUCAUCUUCCUUCAGAUCUGCCCAGAUGGUGCCUCCAUCAAGAAGAAGAUGGUGUACGCCUCUUCUGCUGCUGCCAUCAAGGCCUCGCUUGGAACCGGAAAGAUCUUGCAGUUCCAGGCCUCCGGAGUCAAAGUCGACCCAUCGUGCAAGAACGCCUACGAUCUUCUUCACAACAAGCAUCAACACAGCUACAUUAUUUUUAAGAUCGAUAAAAAUGACACCGCCAUCGUUGUCGAGAAGGUCGGAGACAAGAAUGCUCCAUACUCGGAGUUUGUUGAAGAAAUGAAGAAGCUUGUCGAGGACGGAAAGGAAUGCAGAUACGCCGCCGUCGACGUCGAGGUCACCGUCCAAAGACAGGGAGCCGAAGGAGCCAGCACGCUCAACAAGGUCAUCUUCGUUCAAUACUGCCCAGACAACGCUCCAGUCCGCAGACGUAUGCUCUACGCCUCCUCGGUCCGUGCUCUCAAGGCAUCGCUCGGACUCGAAUCGCUCUUCCAAGUGCAAGCAUCGGAGAUGUCGGACCUCGACGAGAAGGUUGUCAAGUCCGAUUUGAUGUCCAACCAAAGAAUCUAA